AUGGUCGUGAAGCUCAAGUUCCGUUGUACCAAUAACAUAGUUGAAUACGAGGCGUGCAUUCUAGGUCUCAGGAUGGCAUUGGAUAUGGACAUCAAUGAAUUGAUGGUCAUUGGAGAUUUUGACCUACUAAUUCAUCAAGUACAAGGCGAACGGGCCACCAAAAAUGAAAAGAUCUUGCCAUAUGCGAACUUGGCACAAAGACCGUGCAAGAAAUUCAGAAAGAUUGAGUUCCAACAUAUUCCAAGAGUUGAGAAUGAGUUUGCCAAUGCAAUAGCGUCAAUGAUCCAAAAUCUUGAAAGCAGUCACAUCGACCCACUGAGGAUAAGCUUGAAAGAAGAGCAUGCCCAUUGUUUCCACGUAGAAGCAGAGCCGGAUGGCAAGCCGUGGUACAGUGACAUCAAAAUAUACUUAGAGAAAUGGGAAUACCCCGAAGGAGUCAAGAGUGGACAAAAGAAGACCAUCAGAAGAAUAACAAAUGAUUUCUUCCUGAACAAAGAAGUGCUGUACAAAACAAACGCCAGACUUGGGUCUGCUUAG
Molecule: messenger RNA, 537 nt
Organism: Lycium ferocissimum
Lineage: Eukaryota; Viridiplantae; Streptophyta; Magnoliopsida; Solanales; Solanaceae
Exons: 1
Coding region: 1-537 (178 amino acids)
Molecular function (GO): nucleic acid binding; RNA-DNA hybrid ribonuclease activity
Source: RefSeq, a predicted model, not a curated record